UCAGUCAUCGUUUACUUCUUCUCUCAUCCUGUUCUUGAUUGCAGAUAGUUCGUGCUUAAUUAGUUUCGUCUCUUGAUUAGUAGUUUCUGAUACAACAAUGGGUCGCAGAUCCUUCAGCAAGACAUUAGCUUUACAGCAGCCAUGUCUGGUUUUGUUGCCCAUCAUCAUCACUGCACUGUGGACGAUACUGGCGGCGCCGGCAGCAGCAUCGCCGCUCAGGGUAGGGUUUUACAGAGCGAGCUGCCCCUCGGCAGAGCAUAUAGUGAGGAAGACUCUGAAGAAGGCGGUGUCGCAGGACCCUGGCAUCGCUGCACCCCUCAUUCGAUUGCAUUUUCAUGACUGCUUCGUUAGGGGCUGUGAUGGGUCUGUGCUUCUGGAUUCGACGCCGGGAAACCCGUCGGAGAAGGAAAAUAUGGCAAACAAAGGAAGCCUGACAGGCUUCGAAGUGAUCGAUGAAAUCAAGGCCCAGCUCGAAGCUCGAUGCCCCAGAACGGUCUCCUGCUCUGACAUUCUAGCAUUUGCUGCCAGGGACAGUGCCUUCAUCGCCGGAGGAAUCAACUACGCAGUGCCGGCAGGGCGCCGAGAUGGCAGAGUUUCCAUCAAAGACGAGCCUUCCGGCAACCUUCCUUCUUCUUUCUUCGAUGCCAAACAGCUCCAAGAAAAUUUUGCUAGAAAGGGCCUGUCCCUGGAUGAUAUGGUGACCCUUUCGGGAGCCCAUUCCAUCGGAGACGCCCGCUGCUCUUCCUUCUCGAACCGCCUAUACUCCUUCAAUGCAACCCAUCCACAGGACCCUUCAAUGGAUCCCAGCUUUGCAGCCGAGCUGAAGAAGAAGUGCCCUCCCCCACCGUCAAACAGUGGAUCAUCAUCAGCCGCCCAACCCGAACCCACUGCACCACUGGACUCUAUUUCACCAGACAGAUUGGAUAACAAGUACUACGUGGGAUUGAAGAUCCAUAGAGGGCUGCUAACAUCUGACCAGACGCUCUCAACAAGCCCUUCUACUGCUUGGAUGGUGAAGAACAAUGCGAGGAAUGGCAAGGCAUGGGCUAAGAAAUUUGCAGCUGCAAUGGUGAAGAUGGGUUCCAUUGAUGUUCUCACUGGAUCACAUGAAGGUGAGAUUCGGAUGAACUGCAGGGUUGUCAACUAGCUAAGUUUCGAUAUAUAUAUAUAUAUAUAUAUAGAUUGUAUGUGUGUGUGCCCAAAUCAGUAAUUUUGUCUAAUUUUGGUUUUUAUUUGGGAUAUGGGUAGUUGGUUGUCCCGAGAUUAUUUUGGUUUUAAGAGUGAAUGAAUUAAUGAUAUCAAUAAAGAUUACGAUAAUAAAAGUUAUUUGAA
Messenger RNA from Diospyros lotus (date-plum), 1332 nucleotides. Its product is annotated as peroxidase 5-like. Bases 98 to 1147 code for a protein of 349 amino acids. Gene Ontology annotation, biological process: response to oxidative stress; hydrogen peroxide catabolic process. Gene Ontology annotation, molecular function: peroxidase activity; heme binding. Lineage: Eukaryota; Viridiplantae; Streptophyta; Magnoliopsida; Ericales; Ebenaceae. The record is from RefSeq and is a predicted model, not a curated record. Gene Ontology annotation, cellular component: plant-type cell wall; plasmodesma. The transcript has 2 exons.